AUGGAUUUGCAGAAGAGUGCACCAUCAUACGGAUCUACCACCGAGCCAACGCCGCAAGGCAGCUUUGCCGAGUCACUGGCACCAUAUGCGGCAGAGUUUGUUGGAACCUAUCUUCUUGUUUUUACCAUAGCUGUUUGCGGCAUUGCCGCGGACCACAUUGCCGGAAUUGCUACUGGGGCCCUGCUCGCAGUGUUGGUGUACAGCUUUGGCCCGAUUUCUGGUGGUCACUUCAAUCCAGCUGUAUCUUUCGCAUGCGGCUUGACCCGAAAGACCCCAUGGCCGCAGGUGAUUGCGUACAUUUUACUCCAGAUCUCAGCAGGCCUCAUCGCUGGCAUUGCAUGUCAUGAGGUUCUACAACAGCCACUGGGAGUAGCUCCACAUGCACCGUUUGGUUUUUGGGAUGCUGGCUUCUUGGAAUCGCUCUACACAGGCAUGCUAUGCUUUGUGGUGCUAAAUGUGUCCACUUCCAAGAGCAACAACCCAGACCGCGAUCAGAAUCAUUACUUUGGCCUUGCGAUUGGCUUGGUCGUCAUUGCCGGCGGCCAUGCAGCGGGUGGCGUUUCUGGUGGAAUAUUCAACCCGGCGGUGUCGAUCGGCCUUGAAAUUGUGGGAUCUCAGGAGCCGGCCGCAGUGGUGGGUCCGUGGGGCUUGGCGUUUGCUGGGAUGCAGCUUUUCGGUUCAUCCCUUGCUGCCGCCAUUUUCGUUGCUGUGAGGGCAGGGGAGCUUCGCAACGGUGAGGAGCCCCGAGGAGAUGUGGGCAUGGGCGGCUCCUUGCUUGCAAAGCUGCUUUGCGAGUUUCUUGGCACCUUCCUCCUUUGCAUCACAGUUGGCCUCAACUUGGUGCUGCGCUCAAUCUCAACGCCUUGGGCCGCAUUUGCUGCCCUUGCCAGUCUGAUCUAUGCUGUGCACGAUGUUAGCGGUGGCCACUUGAACCCAGCAGUCACAGCGGCCGUGGUCUUCAGCGGCCGUGGAAAAUGCCCUCCUGGCCGUGGUGUGGCCUAUGCUGCCGUCCAGCUUCUGGCUGGGUCUGUAGCAGGAGUCAUCACCGCAGCCUAUCAGCAGGAGAGCCUUCUAGGCGUGACAGAGAUCAGUUUGCAGCCUAGGCUGCCUUACAGCUGGAUUGCAGUAUUUGUAGUAGAAACAGCAUUCACUGCUUUGAUUGCAUUCGUGGUUCUCAGUCUGACAACCGUCAAGCCACUUGAUGCCGUCUCGUUGCAGAAUUUCCCGUUUGGCUUCGCAAUCGGAGGAUUGCUAGCGGCUGUGAUUUUCCGAGUGACUCAUGGGGAUUGGUGCCUCCGCGUGGGUCCCGGCGGAGUCGACCUGAACCGGAACUGGGAUGAGCACUGGCAGGGAGAUGCGUCCUUUGGCGAAGAUACCAAUCCUGGCCGAUUGCCUUUCAGCGAACCCGAGACGCAGCUCCUGAAGGAGCUGGUCUCAGAAUUUCAUCCCACGACUUUCCUGACCAUUCACAGUGGAACUUUAGGAAUGUACAUGCCCUGGGCGUUCGAUAUGGAGCACUUGGCGAACCGCAACCAAGGCUCCAUGAUGGAGAUCCUGAAGCAGGUGGACCAGGCGCACUGCCAAUGCCCUUUUGGCGCUGCUGGACGUGAGGUUGGCUAUUCAUGCCCUGGUACCUGCUUGGACUGGGUCUACGAUAAGCUGCAGACCCCGUAUGCAUUCGCCUAUGAGAUCUACUAUGGAGGGGACCAAAGCUCCCUCAGAGAUCGCUGGGAGGAAAAGCUGCGAUUGCCAGAAGCCUCGAAGUUCCAGGCACAGAAUCUGGCACAUGACCACUUCAAAGACGUGUUUGCCGACUUCCCGUCAAGCUUCAUCCAGGUCCAGUCUGCAAGCAACAUGACCAAGACUGCUGCCGAAACGCUCACAGGCUUCCUGAUGGCAGGAUUCAGCAGAUUGAGUGAUGUCUAG
Messenger RNA from Symbiodinium pilosum, 1926 nucleotides. Lineage: Eukaryota; Dinophyceae; Suessiales; Symbiodiniaceae. The record is from the annotation of a GenBank genome assembly.